Molecule: messenger RNA, 1293 nt
Organism: Saxophila tyrrhenica
Lineage: Eukaryota; Fungi; Ascomycota; Dothideomycetes; Mycosphaerellales; Extremaceae
Exons: 2
Coding region: 1-1293 (430 amino acids)
Source: RefSeq, a predicted model, not a curated record
AUGGGGGGAGCAACUGUUGGGCCCGGAGUGAUAACUGGACAAGCUACGGGCACACCACUGAGACUGGGUAUAGCACGCCGGCGAUGUCUACCCACCAGAACUCCUUCCCUUCUCAAGCGAGAGCUGACACAUCAACCAAGUCGAGCAACGAGGAGUCCGGCAGAAGCUACCGCAAAGGACACAGCCAAGAAUGAGAUAUCUGACAAGAAAUCCACGGAAGAGUCGGAUACAGCACCCGGCCUUCAAGAAAAGCUCUGGACGAUCGUUGACGCUCACCAUGCCACAACGAGUGCCGCAGACAAGGUCUUGGACAAGCUGGAUUUCGACGCGCCUCACCGCCCGCAACUUGAGCAUAUAGCUUUCAGACUUCAUGACAAUGCUGGCAGAUUGGAGGCUGUACUUGUUUCGUUGCCGAGUCUCGCGAGAAGCUUUGUCUUCGGCCCCAUGGGGUUUGAUGGAAUGGGCGACGUGAAUUCUGCUUUAGAAGGGUUGCCUCUACGUGAUGGAUCUUCACCAUCGAACACACGUUCGGCCGACAUGCCUCCACUGUUGCGAAACUACUACGAUGCUGCAGGGAACGUCGGUAUUUUGUACGAGCGACUUAGAGACCUGUAUUUUGAGCAUGAAGAAGACCUGGAGGAGGCCCGACGAGAAGUGAAUUUGACAAGUCUGGACCUUCCACACGCCCUCCACGAUUUUGAUAAGCGAAAGGCUGAACUCAAGGAUGAACUGAGGGCCGCCCAGAAGGAUGCUAACGUCCUACUGCAGAAGUGUCGAGAACAGGACAUCGGACCAGCAAGUCAUUCGCGACCAUGGGAGUACCGCUCUCCUCCGCCAUCAACUCACCUCUCAAGAUCGAGGUCUCCAGAAACCUUCUCGCCGCCGCUGGAGGGUUCGGCUCGACAAGGGUCGCGCGAUCUCAGAGAUCCUUUAUAUGCUGUGCAGCAAAAGAUCGAUCAUUCGUCUUCACCAAGUGCCGCCUCACGAAGUCCCACACCAGGCCGAUACGCGGGAGCCAAGCGUCCGGGCACCACACGGCGGGUGACUGACCAGGAGCGCCAUAUCUAUUCGAGAUAUGUGCCUCGUCCUAGCACCGUGGAUGGACCGCUGUCAGGCUCGAUAGCGUCCUUGCCCGAGAACGUCUCUGCCGAGCAGAACAUUGACCGAGGUGUAAAUGUUACUCUGACGACCGAAAGGGUGCCAGAUAGCGAGCAGGCUCAAAAUCGGAUGGAUGUGCCUGCGAGGCGGAAGCUCAAAAGCAGCCGCUCAGUGCAUUCGGAGUCUUCGAUGUGA